AUGGCUUUUGAACCCCACGAUGUCAAGGUUUACACCGUCAACGGUGCUACCGCUGGAUCCUCUUCGUCUCUUCCCGACUGGCUGACACGAAAACGUACUGCUGCUAAAGGGAAGCGAGCGGCAAAAGAACAUAUCGAAGGCACAAUAGAAUUAAUACAGGGAUUCGAGUUUCCUGAAGCCAGCAACAAAAUCAAGACAACUCCCGAUGGAACUCAUGCAAUUGCGACUGGGACCUACAAACCUCAGAUAAGAGUUUGGGACCUCAACCAACUCACGCUCAAAUUUGAAAGGCAUACAGAUUCUGAGAAUGUUGACUUUGUUAUUCUUUCUGAUGAUUGGACGAAAUCAAUACACCUACAAAAUGACCGCACGAUAGAGUUGCACACACAAGGUGGCUUUCAUUACCGCACUCGAAUACCUCGUUUUGGUCGUUCUCUGGCUUACCAUCCUCCUUCCUGUGACGCCCUUUUCUCCGCUUCUGGGAAUGAAAUCUAUCGUUUGAAUCUCGAACAGGGUCGUUUCAUGACUCCUCUCGUACUGGAAGAUGAAGAAGACGACAUACAAGGUGUCAACGUAAUCGACAUCAAUCCGGCCCACCAGCUUCUUGGGUUUGGUGUUGACGGAAAUGGGACGGUACAGUUCUGGGAUCCAAGGUCUCGGAAACGCGCAGGAAUAUUGCGUCUGCCAGCAAACAAACUCAUUACUCCGAGCUUUGACAACAACACUGAAUCUAUGACUGCAGGAUUGAGUGUUACAGCUCUUGCUUCGCGAACUGACGGAUUAUCGUAUGCAGUCGGAACAUCAACUGGACAUACUCUACUAUAUGAUAUCCGGACAACGAAACCGUUCGCCGUAAAGGACCAAGGCUAUGGCUUACCCGUGAAGAGUGUUUCGUGGAUCGAGGGUGGAAGCAGGAUGGCAGGAGACGGAAUGGUCCUCAGUGCGGAUAAAAAAGUGAUCAAAAUAUGGGAUCGGAACUCGCCCUCAGUGAAUUUCACGUCCAUUAAUCCCGCUUCAGAUUUGAACGACGUCCAUCAUGUUCCUGGCAGUGGUCUUUUAUUAACAGCCAAUGAAGGCAUUCAGAUGUCCACAUAUUAUAUUCCCCAACUCGGACCUGCUCCUCGGUGGGCAAGUUUCCUUGAAAAUAUCACAGAAGAACUUGAGGACCAGACGACCCGUAACGUUUAUGAGGACUUCAAAUUUGUUGAACGGAACGAGUUACAGAAACUGGGGCUGGAUCACCUCGUCGGUACUCCUGCGCUCAAGCCCUACAUGCACGGCUAUUUCAUCUCACUAAAACUAUAUGACACCGCUCGUGUCAUUGCCAACCCCUUCGAAUAUGCCGAACACCGUGAACGAAUGAUCCGGCAAAAGAUGGACAAAUUGGCCGAAACACGCAUUCGGUCCUCGACGAAACAGGUCCCCGGUGUGAAGGUCAACAAAAUACUCGCUGAGAAAAUCCAAAGGGAUGAAGAGCGUGAAAGGAAGAGGGAGGAAAGAAAAAAGAGGAAGAUUCAGAAGAACCUUGCGGAAGCCGGAGAGGGAGAUGCGAUGAACGUAGAUGAGGAGGAAGAGGAAGAUGUCAUUAGUGGCCGAAAAGACGCAUCGACGAGUGUAUUGACCGACCCUCGAUUCGCCAAGGUCUUUGAGGAUCCUGAAUUCGAGGUCGAUGUGAGUAGCAGAGAAUAUGCGUUGCUCAAUCCCUCGUCAGUUGUACAACGAAAAGGAUUUAGCGAACGAAGCAAGACCGCAGUGGAGGAAGAGGAAGAAGAGAGCGACAAGAUGUCUUCUGAUAGUCUUAGCAAGAGUGAUAGCGAGGAUGAUAGUGGUAACAGCAGUGACAGCAGUGACGCUGGGGAAUUGAACAAGUUUGACCCCCGUGCACGACCAGGACAGAAAAACGUACGCGCACAAGAAGCGUAUAAUCGCUCCAAACAACAAAAUAGAACCUUUAAUGUCAAGCUGGUGCCAAUGCGUCCACAGUCCGGCGCAAAUGGUACACAGCUUGCGACCGGGAAAGAGGCAACCUUUGGUCAACGUCGAAGCCAUUCAUCUUAUCCUGGUGGGGGGAAAAGUGCAUCUCGUGCCAAUAAAGUCAACAUCGCUGAGGAUGGUGGCAUGGAAAUGUCAUGGGUUCCGUCAGCCAACUCUCAAGAUGCAAGAGAGCUUUCAGGACAAGGCAAGGCUGGUAAACAGCAAGACCGAAGAAAGGGCGUCGAGAAGUUUGGAGCUGGGUUGGAGAAAGGAGGCGAAGAUCCUCUUGAGCUUUCGGAAAGCGACAGGAAGGGAAGGGUCCACAGACGGCAAGGUAUCAGGAGUGGCAGUAAGAACGCUUUCCGGAGGAAUUAA
Lentinula edodes (shiitake mushroom) is the source of this 2349-nucleotide messenger RNA. Its product is annotated as WD40-repeat-containing domain protein. The record is from RefSeq and is a predicted model, not a curated record. Gene Ontology annotation, cellular component: small-subunit processome; nucleus; nucleolus. Gene Ontology annotation, biological process: maturation of SSU-rRNA from tricistronic rRNA transcript (SSU-rRNA, 5.8S rRNA, LSU-rRNA). NCBI's taxonomy places the organism in Eukaryota, Fungi, Basidiomycota, Agaricomycetes, Agaricales, Omphalotaceae. The transcript has 5 exons. Gene Ontology annotation, molecular function: protein binding. Bases 1 to 2349 code for a protein of 782 amino acids.